AAGUUCACGGCGUUGGUUAGAAUUAGAACUGCUUGUUGUUGUGUCGUCGGUGUGAUGAGUCAGUCCACACGUUGGUUUUAUGCACACUGCUCUGUGCUGCGGGCUGGUGCGGUGAUUGACAGGCUUCUGGCCAAUCGCAGAGUAGUUCAGCUGGCGUUCUGACCAAUAGCGUUGCACGUGUGGAGAGGAACUGAAUGGCAACGCCCUGCUCAUUUUGUAUUACAUGAAAGUCUGGGUGGAGACGGUAGUUUUGGCACAGGGCAUCUCCGAACAGUUUGUACAGUUCGAAAAUUGUUAAGGAUGGCCGCUCAUUGUGUGUCGAAGGUCGAGCUCUCCAUCUCUUGCAGUAAUCUUCUGGAUAAAGAUGUUGGAUCCAAAUCUGAUCCACUCUGUGUUCUGCUGCAGAGCGUCGGGGAUGACAAAUGGUCCGAGGUGGAGCGCACGGAGAGAGUGAAGAACUGCCAGGACCCCGAGUUCUCAACAAAACUUCACAUUGACUACCACUUUGAGAAGGUGCAGAAACUAAAGUUUGGCGUCUAUGAUAUUGACAACAAGUCUGUCGACCUCAAGGAUGACGACUUCCUGGGAGGCUUUGAAUGCACCCUUGGCCAGAUUGUCUCAAGUAGGAAGAUUACCAGACCCCUUCAGCUCAAGGCAGCAAAACCAGCUGGGAAAGGCACAAUAACGAUCACAGCUGAAGAGGUGAAAGACAACAGGGCUGUUGUGAUGGAAGUAGAGGCCAAAAACCUGGAUAAAAAGGAUAUGUUUGGGAAGUCUGAUCCAUUUUUGGAGUUUUUCAAGCAAGAAGAAGAUGGGAAGUGGCAGCUAGUUCACAGGACUGAGGUCAUCAAGAAUAAUUUGAAUCCAUCUUGGAAAAAGUUUAUGGUUUCCUUGCAUACAUUCUGUAGUGGUGACCUGAAUAAACCAAUCAAGGUAACUUGUUACGAUAAGGAUGAAGACACAAGCUCAGACAUGAUAGGAGAGUUCACCUGCACUGCCGCUAAACUAAUGGAGGCUAAAGACAAUGCGGUUGAGUUUGACUGCAUUCAUCCAGAGAAGCAAAAGAAGAAAAAGAGUUAUAAGAACUCUGGGGUCAUCAGGAUUAAGUAUUGCAAGCUUGAGGCACAGUAUUCAUUUCUGGAUUACGUGAUGGGAGGUUGCCAAAUUAACUUCACGGUGGGCAUUGACUUCACUGGCUCUAAUGGAGACCCCCGCUCCCCUGACUCUCUGCACUAUCUCAGCCCUAAUGGCGUGAAUCAGUAUCUGUCAGCCAUCUGGUCUGUUGGACAGGUAGUCCAAGACUACGACACUGAUAAACUUUUCCCAGCAUUUGGAUUUGGUGCUCAAGUGCCUCCAAACUUCCAGGUAUCCCAUGAGUUCCCAUUGAACUUCAACCCCAAUAGCCCAUAUUGCCAAGGAGUGCAAGGCAUUGUGGAUGCCUACCGCAUGGUUUUGCCUCAAAUUCGUCUCUAUGGACCCACCAACUUCUCUCCCAUUAUAAAUCACGUGACCCGAAUUGCAUCCGGAGCCGCCCAGCAGCCAAAUGCAGCACAAUACUUUGUGCUGCUGAUCAUCACUGAUGGAGAGAUCACUGAUCUCGACCAGACCAGACAGUCCAUCGUGAACAGCUCCAAACUGCCCAUGUCCAUCAUCAUCGUGGGUGUGGGUGAGGCAGACUUUAAGGCCAUGGAGUUUCUGGAUGGGGACAAUGGAGUUCUUAAAUCUGUGACCGGAGAACCGGUGGCCAGAGAUAUUGUGCAGUUUGUGCCCUUCAAGCAGUUUGCCAGUGCUCCUAAAGAAGCGCUGGCUCAGAGUGUUCUAGCCGAGGUGCCAAAUCAGCUGGUGUCAUACUUUAAAAUGAGAAAUAUGGCUCCUGUCAACCCUCCUUCACCUGUCAAGUAGACACAGGUUUGCGCUGGAGACUGAAUUGUAGGUAUCUAAAAGAAAUAGGAGUUAGUUAGAAUUAGUAUGGGUCACCACUAGAGGGAACCACAGCUCCGUUAAAGGAAACACUGUGGGGAUGUUGAACUCUAAUGAAAACCACUUGUAUUUUCCUUUUUUAUAUAUUAUGCAAAUAAUUUUCAUUCUCAGUCCUUCAUAUUUUUCUUUUACUUUCCAAGAUUGUUAUUCCUUAUUAUUCUUUUCCAACUGGAAAACAGUUUAUAUAAAUGUCUUUUUUAUAGAUAUAUUUCUCUGCAUUGUUCCAUAUAUUUUUGUAUUAUUGUUCAUGAAUACAGGUGCCUUGAGUUUCUUAAGCCAAUAUUUGAAAUCACUUUUAGGCCUUGCUCUGCUUUUUGAUGUAGAUGUAUGCUAUAUCAAUCAGGAAUAUUGUUUUAUGAAAUUUCCUGCACUUUCUGCGAUAUAGUAUUUGUCAGAAAAAAGUUAAUGACUCAAAACACAUUCAACCACUAUGCUGCAAUUAAUAAUCAUGCUGCCAUAAUAGAGAGUAGUAGCUAUAUGUUUACCAAAGAAAUUGCUGCAUGUUUUUCACUAUCAAACUAAAGCUGUGUGAAGUUAGAUUGUUUGAUAUUUGUUUUGCCAAUAUGUUAUCAUUGUUUUGAUCAAGAUACAUUGAGAAUCAUUUAGAAUGCAUAUGUACUAUGUAUGUAGUAUGAAUUUGAGUAGAAUGGAAUUUAAAAAUACUGGUUUACUGGUAUAAAGACAGAUAUUGGGACCAUAGAACUCCUUAUCCGUUAUGCCUUUUUAUUUUGAGAAUUUUGUACAUUUGUGUCAAACAAUGUUUUAAAGAUCCAUUUGGAAUAACAGAAGUAGUGCUGUUAAUUUCAUUUAUCUAACUCAAAUGUUUGCACCUUAAUUGCACAGUAAAGUUAAUUGCACUUCUCCACUAGAUCUAUUGACUUUAGACAUGUACUCUUGCGCUUGCCACAUGAAGCCUUAUUGGGACCGUUUUCUUGUUUAAAGAAUCUUUUUAAUCUAACAAUUUAAAGGGAGUGGUAUAAUAAUCAUAUUAUGAAUGUUUUUCUUCUGCAUAAUUUUUUUUCAUAAUCAUGAAAUAUGAUGUUUACACGGCAACAUGUUCUUCAAAAGCCAUUGUCACUGUUACACCAAUUUUAGUGUCAAAAAAUGCUGAAUAUAAUAAAAUUGCCUUAACACACACAA
This is a messenger RNA of Cyprinus carpio (common carp), 3120 nucleotides long. RefSeq names its product copine-3. The record is from RefSeq and is a predicted model, not a curated record. Gene Ontology annotation, biological process: cellular response to calcium ion; positive regulation of tumor necrosis factor-mediated signaling pathway; regulation of canonical NF-kappaB signal transduction. Gene Ontology annotation, cellular component: plasma membrane. Lineage: Eukaryota; Metazoa; Chordata; Actinopteri; Cypriniformes; Cyprinidae. Gene Ontology annotation, molecular function: calcium-dependent phospholipid binding.